Messenger RNA from Paramecium tetraurelia, 4731 nucleotides. RefSeq lists its product as uncharacterized. The record is from RefSeq and is a predicted model, not a curated record. NCBI's taxonomy places the organism in Eukaryota, Ciliophora, Oligohymenophorea, Peniculida, Parameciidae. The transcript is spliced from 5 exons.
AUGAAUUAUUAGAUUAAGGGAAACAUUAACUAUCACCUUGAUAUUAUUGCUUCUCAAUUAAAUGAAAGUUCCAAUAUCACUAUCAAUGCAUUUACAUCCAAAAACACAAAAAUACCUAUUGGGUGCAAAUUUCAAUGGUUCAAAAUAUGUGACACCGAACGCAUUAGAAUUGAAAGUUAGGGGAAUAUUUAUCAAUGCAGCAUAUUCGAUAUUGGUUAUAGAAUAGAAGCUAAUGUGCAAUCAUUUGAAUCUGGAUAAGAAGGGUAAGCAAUUGUGGAAUUUCAAAAAAUUCAAAUUUCCUCUCAAUUGGAAAUCAAGCUUUCCCAAUUAUAUCAUAAUAACAUGAAAUAAUAAAUCAUAGCCAACGAUUAAAAUUGGAUAUUCUCUCUUGAUUGUUUAGAAAAUAGUACAUAGCAAUAAAAAAUCAUGUAUUCUGAUUAAUAGUUGCUUCCAAGUUAGAACCAACUUUAAGCACAUUUUAUGAAUCAGACUUUGAAAUUCAAAAGCAAAGAGGAUAAAGAUUCAUUUUGUGCUUUUUUUGUUUGUAUGUAAGCUUUAAGAAGAGUUCAUAUCAAAUUCAUAGCGUAUAAUAUUGGCAAAAUGAAUCAGAAGCAAGUCAACUUUUAAUAACUAUUGAAUUCUCAAUUGUAAUAAUUGAUCAAUGAAAAAACUUAAUAUGGCCCUAAGAAACUUGAGAUCCAAUAGACCAAUCUCUAAUUGCCAUCUAGUUCAGAUCAGAGAACAACCAUUUAAAUAAAUCAAUUAAGGUAAGAAAUUACGUAGUUAUAAAAUGAGAAACAGAAGCAAUAGUAAUCGAUUGAUAAAUUAAGUAGAGAGAACAAAGAAUUAGAAUCAAAUUAAAGAUAACAGACAUCUUCUAAAGAUCAAAUAGAAAGUUUGGAUAGACUAAUACAAUCUCUGAAGAAUGAAGUAUUCUCCUUGAAGUAGAGAGAAACUGAUUUAAUGAAUUAAAAUGCAAGAUUGACCAUAGUGUUGAAUGAGAAGAAUGAAAGAUUUGAAAACUCAUUAUCAUAGUCAUAAAUCUUAGACAAUUAUCAGAUUAAACAAUAUUAGGAAUUGCUAACUGAAUCAAACCAAGACAAAUUAAAAUUACAGGAUGAAUUAAGCAAAGUCUAAAAAUAAACUCAUUAGUAAAAAUCAAAUUUAAAUAUUGAAUUUGAGAGAGAAAAACUCAUCUCAACAAAUCAAAAACUGAUGCAAGAGAUUUAAAGUUAAACUAAAACCAUAAAUGAAUUAUAAAUUGAAAUUGAAAUGCUCAAGAAUAUGAGUCGUAUCUCUAUGAAUAUGUCAUAAAUAUAAGAUCCUAUAGUAUAAACUAAACUUGAUUAAAUCGAAUAAGAAAAUGUUUAUCUCCAAAAAAAAAUUGAGAUUCUAGAGGAUGAAUUACAAAAAAAGAAGACACAAAAACCUUAAAAACAGCAAUUGGAUAAAGAUUUAUAAAUAUAACAAUUAUGUGAUGCAAAUAAAAGAUAUUUAAAUGAAAAUAUCAAAUUGUAUGAAGAAAUUAGAUCAAUCAGGGAGAGAUUAGACAUUUCACAAAUUAUGAAUUCAUCUAUUAAAAAUUCAAAUGUGCAUGAGAACAUUCUAAGUAAUCAAUUAGAAUAAUAAAUUGAAUAAAUGUCAUCCAUGCAUAAUCUAGAAAUGCAAUAACUUAAAAAAAAACUUGAAAAAGCUACAACUGAUUUACAGGAUGCAUUCGUAUCCAAAAAACAAUAGGAAUAAUUGGAAAAGUAAAAUAAGAGAUUAGCUGAAGAAAAUCUUUAUUUGUAAGAGUAAAUUAAGAAUCUGGCAGAUCUUAAUACUUCAAAAUCAUUCUCUGUUAAUAUGACAAAUAUCAUUUGCAGUGAUCAAUAUAAAUAACUUGAAGAGUAAUUGAAUAUUUAGAAGAGAAGAUUCUAGGAAGUUUAAUCAAGAUUAGAUUUCUAGUUACAAAGAGAUGCUCAAUAAUAAGAAAAAAUUAAGCAAUUUGAGGUAGAACUACUAAAAUACUAAAGCCAAGUCUAAAAAGUAGAUAAGUUAGAGAAUAAAUUAUUGCCAGAUGACUUAUACAAGGAAAACAAAUAAAUUGAUUAAGAAUUGACUAUUUUGAUCUAAGAAAAAGAAUACCAUACUUCAAAGAUCAAACAAUAAGAUAAUUAGAUUUUUGAAUUAAAAUAAAAGGUUAUGUAGUUAUAAGAAGAGAAUCGAACACUCAGGCUAUUUCCAUAAAGUGCUGAAACUCAAAUGAAAUAGUAAAUAGCAUAGUUGCAGCUAUAGAAUCAAAAUUUAACUGAAUAGAUGUUGAAAUUGUAAAAUCAAUAAAAUAUCUUUAAAGAUCUAAGCCAAAGUCAUAUCUCAAUGAAUGAAAGCAUUUUUGAGUCCAAGAUAUAUGAGGGCAAGGAGUAUAAACUUUUAGAGAAUCAAAAAGAAUUACUUCAUCUUGAAAAUCAAUAAUUAAAAAAAUAAAUUAAUAAAGAUUAAUUAGUUUAAUAAGAAAACUAAGAGCUAAAGCAUUUACUUGAAAAAGCUAGAGCUCAGUUUAAUGAUAAAAUUUAAUCUCUUUAAUAAGAACUAUAGAGCAAAAUAGCAAAUAAUGAGAAGCUAUCUCUCGAAAUUGAUAGAUUAAAUAAUAUGAAGUCAGGUCAGGAUUAUGUGUAAUCUACUUAUGAAGAUUCAUUAGUCAAAAGUUUAAAACUACAAAUUCUUGCUCUUUAAUAAGAAAAUAGCAAAUUAAUGCAAGAUGUUGCAAAUUAUAGAUCAACUAUUCAAGAUAAAUCUAUGAUUGAUCAAAUCAAUUAGAGCUAUUCUAAAAGAUAAAACCAAGAUUCAGAUGACUCGUAGUAACUCAUCAAUUAAUUAAGAAUUUAAUUGGCUGAGAAGACUCAUCAAUUGAAGAUAGUUUCAACAAAUUAUUAAUAAAGCAAUGAAGAUCUUUAAUUGAUAAUUAAUAAACUAGGAUAAGAGAAUUAAAAUAUUAGCGAAGUUCAUAAUUCGAUCAAGACUAGAUUGGAGACAUAAAUCUCUAAAUUAAUCGAACAAUUAAAAGAUAAAGAUUAAUAAAUCACUCAAAUGUCGGUAGGGGUGAGUCCAUAUGGAAGUUAAAGUAGAAUCACGCAAUAAGAAGAUGAACUCUAGAAGAAGACUAAUUAAAUUGAAUAAUUAAUUUAAUAAAAUAAAGCAUAGGCUUUAUAAAUAAAUACUUUAUAUUUCGAACUCUAAGAAUUGAAAUUGACCACUUCAUCUAGAUUUGUAAGCAAAGAAGGUAAUAGAGAGACAGAAUAAUAAAUAGGAAAUCAAAAAUUAGAAUAGGAGAAGUAACAAUAAAAAAUAGUCAUUAAUGAUCUUUUGAGUGAAAAUUCAAAAUUUUAAGGUACUAUCUAAAAGUUGCACAAGGAACUUAAUGAAUCAUAGGUAAAACUAUAGUAAAAGAUUGAAGAUUGUUAAAAGAUAUUAAAGGCUUAAUAGUCAACCUAGAUAGAAAUUGAAACCUUAAGAAAGGAAAAUCAAUCUUUGUCCUUGAAGGUUCAGGAAUAAAAGGUGUAAUCUAAUUAAGAGAUUGAUGAAUUAAAACUUAAAUUACACUAAUUAAGUUCAUAUAGUGUAAUUGAUGAAAAACAAGAGUAAAUAAAAUCCAAUUCGAUAUUGAACUAAACUAUUUAAUAGUUGUAAUAAAAGAAUAUUGAAAUUGAAAUGAGAUGUAAAUAAUUAUUAUUAGAAUCUCAGGAUCUCACAGCUUGCAUUUAAGAAAAGGAUUUUUAACUUAAGUAGUAAGCACAACAAAAUAAUUGUUUAAGUAAAGAAUUAGAUAAUGAACAGGAGAAGAGUUAAAAUUUUAAGAAAAAGAUUUAGGAGUUAUAAUAAUUAAUUAGAAACAACGAGAGUGAAAAUUAAGAAUUAUAAUUAAAAAUUAAAGAUCUUGAAAAUGCAUUACUUAUUAAGGAUAAGACUAUAUUCAAUUAAAAUACUUAAUUAGUUGAAUUUGAAAAACUGAUGUCUUUUGAUAAAAGUUCUGAUUCUUACUUGAUAACUAAAAGUUUUCAUGCUUAAUUCAAUAAUUCAUAAGAUUAUACUGAAAAGAUAUACUCAGACAAUUAAAAAACUGUAUUAAAUGGUUAGAAACAUUAGAAUCACAAUGAUUUUUAAACAAAAAAUAAAAUGGACACCAUAGAAUCAAAGUAGCAAAUAGAAUUGUAGAAUUAAAAGAUAUCUACAGAAUUAUAAAUCUAAACAACAAGAGUGAAUGCUUUACAAUAAGAAUUAUAAGCAUUCAAAGGGUAAAAUUAGAAAUUAAAUGAAUAAAUAGUGUAAUAAGAAGAAUUUAUACGCUUGUUAAAGUAGAAUCAAUAACCACAAUUGAAUACUAGUAAUUAUAAUGGUAGAAUGGGACAGGGACAAAGUUAAAAUGAAAUAAUUGAUUUGUUGAAGGUUGAAAAUAAGUAGUUGAAGGAAUAUAAUUAAAAAUUAGAAAAAGAAGUAUAGGAAUUUGAAAAUUAGAAAAUAAUAUCUUAACAAAAGAUGACCAUUUCUGAAUUUCAGUUAAUGUAAUUCGAAUAAGAAUAACUUAAAAUGCAAAACUCUAAACUUUUAGAAAUAGUUAAAUAAUAAUAGUAAUAAAUUGAUAGAUUAUCUAAGAGCAAUCUCGCUUUAAUGGAAGAGAACAAUAGAUUGAAUGACUAGCUUAAAGAUGUCCAAAAUAUAAGUUAUUAUAGUAGUGACUCAUAAAUUCAUUGA